Messenger RNA from Aspergillus calidoustus, 1149 nucleotides. The record is from the annotation of a GenBank genome assembly. Lineage: Eukaryota; Fungi; Ascomycota; Eurotiomycetes; Eurotiales; Aspergillaceae.
AUGCGGGGUCAAAAUCGCGUCACGCCAUAUUUCCGAGCUGAUUUCCUCGGCUUCACCUCACCCGUUGCAAUCAUCAACUUACCUCUGAUCCUCAUUGUCGCCAUGUCCGAUACCUUCUCCUCCAUCCCGAUCAUUGAUUGGCGGCGACUCCAGGACCCCGAGACUCGGGCUGAAACUCUGGACCAGCUUCGCGAGGCGAUCUUCGUCGUCGGUUUUCUGUACCUGACUAACCAUGGACUCGAGAACCUUAUCAAACGAACACAUGCGCGACUCCCCGAGUUGUUCGACCUUCCGACUGAGGUCAAGGAAAAGUGCAACAUGAUCAACUCUCCCUCGUUUGUGGGGUAUACACGUCUCGGCGCGGAGACAACCGCUUUCAAGACGGAUCUGCGCGAGCAAUAUGACUUUGGCACACCAGGGAUGAAGAAGUGGACAGGGACCCAGGACAUCUGGUGGCGCCUGGAAGGCGAAAGCCAAUACCCGGACGUGCCAGGGGUGAAAGAGUUGGUUGAAGAGUACAUUUCCGAGUCAGCAAAACUAUCCAAGGAAUUCAUGCGCUUUGUUUCGGAGAGCCUGUCGCUACCACCAGAUACGUUCGCCUCGUUUAAAGGGAACAUGGACCGGCUGAAAUUCGUCAAGUACCCGCAAUCACCACCAAACUCUCAGGGGGUCGGACCGCAUAAAGACUCGGCGGGCUUGUUCACGUUCCUGUCUCAGGACGAUACUGGCGGCUUGCAGGUCCUGAACAAGCAUGGCGAAUGGAUCGAUGCGCCGCCGAUUGAGGGCAGUCUUGUCAUCAAUAUCCAGCAAGGGCUGGAGGCUAUCACGGGAGGAAUAUGUGCGGCGACUACCCAUCGCGUCAUUGCGCCUACCACACGGACACGAUAUAGCAUCCCAUUCUUCCUCGGUGUCCGGAUGGACCUCACUCUCGAAGAACUCCGCGAAUCAGCUGCUCAUAUCGUAGCCCGGAUUCCUGUAUCGGACGAUCGGAAGAAGCGUGCGGUCGAUGUACCGAGUGAGUUUCUUUCUCCGCUAUACUCAUGUUUCGGCGAGGCCUACCUUCGAAAUCGAAUCAUCAGCCAUCCGGAUGUGGGACAGAAGUGGUAUCCGGAACUAUAUGAGAGGUACACACAGCAGGCACUAUCUUAG